AUGAGCAGCCGCUCGAAUCGUCCCGCUGCACCAUUCACAGCAGUGCAAAAGCGGAGCUUCAAAAGGGCCUGCCGCAGAGCGAUUUUGAAUGGGUCUUCGCAUUAUCAUGGCAGCUGCAUGCGCGUCGAGGACUUCCCACCAGCCUUGGUUCAGAAGCUUCAAGCGGAAUCCCCAUUGACACGAUGCCCACGGACUCACAGCACUGCGGCCCCGCGUAAGGGCCGCCUGACCUGCCUACAUUGGAAUCCUGGAGGACUGGCUCAGUCCACGCUUGCUGAAAUACGACUAUGGCUGCAACGACAUCCGGUGGACAUCGUUGUCUUAACGGAGACGCGUUGGAGCUUUUCAUCCACUUGGACUGACAAAGCAUGGAUGUAUGUGCAUUCAGCUUCUGAUGAUUACAAAAGUGGGGGUAUAUUGAUCAUGAUCUCCAGACGUUUGGCAUGCCCGGAACAGCUUGGCCAUCAGGCCAUUGUGGAUGGACGUUUAGUCCAUGUCAGGGUACACUUUGACUCCCAGGCGCUGGACAUCCUGGCGAUUUACCAGUACGUGGACAACAGGACAAUGAUCUCAGCUCAGAAGAGGGAACAGGCACGACUCCGCGAAAUCUUGCAACUGCAUGGCCUCACGGCCAUCAACACUUGGGGAGCAUCAGGACGGCUGGUCUUCAGGAGACUCAAGCAUGGCACUGCCUACGCCAACAAGUUGUCGAAGCCGUUCAUGCGGAUCAUCAGGCCUGGCAUUCCCGCAGCCGAUAUCAAGUACUUCAACGUGCACAGCAGAAAGCUAUCCGCCAGGGGUCCAGAUGGCACAAUAGCUGAUCAGUACAUGGCCCAUUCCCUCACAGUGGCAUUUGUGAAGCAGAUGUGGCAAGGCCCCAGCCGACUGCCAACUUACCAUGCUGCCCCGCCGGGGAUUCCUUUUGAGCUUGAGGAAUUGGUCGAGGCAGUGGCAAAGGAUUUCUUGUGUCAAUUGGAUUGGACUCAGCUUCAAGACCUGUUGCAUCUCAUUCACAGUAUGCAAGCGCAUACACCGGAGGUGCCCAUAAGUCCCUGCCCUGACGAUCCGAUCAGAGUGCAGGUGCCCCCCAUGCUGUCGCCAGAGCCCACGGAUGUGCGGCUCACACCCAUGUCAGCCAGGGACACUGUCCAUCGACACUUCCAGGUGACGACACAACCGUUCUGGCCUGAGUUAGAACGCUGCCUGCACCAUGAUGACUGGCCCGGCCUUUGUCAGCUAUCAGUGGGUUUGGAACACCUAGUACACCACUGCGCCAUCUGUGGAACAUGGUGCAAUCGGUUUCAGGAAUUGCAUAGCCAUUACCGCCUUUACCAUGAUGAGCAGCUGAAAGGUGGGGUAGUCAAGGGUGCCCAACUCACACACGUGAUGCAGCUGGUCUCACCCUGUGCCCUGUGCAACAAGCAGUACAGCCGGGUCCACAGCUGUCCAGUGACUUUACAAAUUGGCAUUCUCCGUCUUCAGAUGCAGGAGCCAGAUAUCCGUGCUCAGCAGGAACUGACAUGUGAAAUUUGUGUUCAACAGUUUGAUGAUCAGGGGCAAUUGUAUCAGCACAUGGCCAGGGACCACAACCAAACCUUGAGCGAUUGGGUCCCAUCAAGGGACUCUGUCCAGGGCAGUGAUCAAUGCCGUCACUGCUCCAUGCAGUUCGACAGCCGCUCUGGUUUGAGGCGCCACAUCACUGAAGGCAGAUGCGAAGCAUUUGACCCGCUGGCUUCUCACAACCCAACGGACAAUACAGCCAAAUGGAGUGCCUGGCUUCACCAAGGGGAUUUUUCUCCCACUGGCCUUUCUGCUCACCAACGGCUUCAGUUGACCACCACCUGUCAGUUCUGUGAGGCCAAGUACAUGCGCACAGGUGAUGUAGUUGCACACCUUCUCCAGUCACAUGGACCACUGUGGAAUGCAUCGCAACCUAUGCUGAGGUAUCUUUUGCAGGUUGUCAUGGCCUCUCGCGGCUGCAUCUGCAACCCACAGGCACAUGAAGUGGGCCUUGCACACAUUUGCACACCACUGCGUCAGGUUGCGAUGAUGAUGGCCAACAGCGAUGUGCAGCUCUUGGUACCGACACAGUUUCAUGUGGACACAUUGGCCCCUCUUCUUGCGCCGUUACGGGAUGAAGCACUGACACAACGGAUGAUUGCCUCGCUGGUUGCCAGGAAUUUUGCCCAACUCUGGACAGAUACUGCGGUCGUACAUGCUCUCAAAUCCAGAUGUAUGGCAUGUGGAGGCCACUAUCAACCUGCAGAGCUACUGCGCCACCUCCUCACGGUCCAUCCCCAAACAUGCGCGUGGGCUACUCAGAUUGCCUUUCAGCUUCAUGACCUCUUGUCCCAGCUGCAAUUGCCAUAUUGCUGCAGCCAAUUCAUGGACGCUCUGAUGGAUCCCAACGAUCAGGCCCUGAUGGAUGGAUUGGCAGCUCUCGGCCCCCUUCUGUUGGGCUCACGGAAGCAUCACGAGGGAAGCGUCGAAGAACAGCAUCCCGAGCGGCACAAGGCCAAGGCCAAAGAAGAGCAAGACCACGACGGGCUCAACAAGGAGGCGAUCACAACACUCCUGCGGCUGAUGGGCCAACUUCUUCUCAACCACGAGAGGAGCAUCCAGCUCAACCAGCGACAGGACUGCUUCGUUUUGUUCUGCCAAAAUCGACCGGAAGGCAUUGUCCCCCACCUCACGAUGUUGGCCAGCAAGUGGCGGGAGGAAUGGCCCCAGCAGAAGGACAACUUGAGAUGGCCCAACCUCCGGACCUACCUGAUGAAGGGAGUGAUCACAGAACUCCUCAGGCGAGUCCAGCAGCUGGCAGCCACCAAACCAGGCGACCAACUUUGGGACGUGGCGGUGAGCAAGGGAACAAUUCACCCAGAUGGGAGCUGGGGCUAUCAGAAGUGGUCACAGGAGACGAAGCAGCUGAUCAAGGCCUCCCGCAGCCCGGUGGCCAUGGCCCGGGUGAUCCGGGGCCUUCAGAUCCUGGAGGGGCGAUUGCAGAGCAACGCGCACGUGGUGAGAUUUCAGAGCCUCAAGAACACCCAGAGCAGCCAGGAAGCCAUCCCGUGGAUCCUUCAGAUCUCGCAUCGGGAAGCCGAAGCCUGGGAACUUUUGGUGGAACUUUGCCACAACACAGUGUGGUCGCAAGACAUCCCAGAGUCCUUAGAUGCUGCUUCCAGACAGAGCCUGCGAGACCGAGCCCUGAACCUUGCCAUGGCCAAUCCGGGGAAUGACUGCUAUGCCAAUAGCGCUUUUGUGAGUUUAAUCUGGGCCACCUUAUCCAGAUCUGCUUUCGUCUUUCAAGACUGGGGCGCACGAUCAGCCAUCCUCCAACAGACCCUUGAACUUGCAGAUGGGACCCUUUUUUCAUUGGAAAAUGCUUCAUGGUUUCAGCACUUAUUAGAGGGUUGGAAUGAGGAUGGGGAGCAGGCUGACAGUGCGGAGUUUGCACAUAUGUUGUCCAGCUGGACUGCAAUGCCUGCCAUUUCCAACUGCUGGGAGCGCCGUGUGCAGACAGAACAAGGCCUUGUGCUCCAUGAUGCAGGUGACAAGUUCAUGCCAUUGACACUGCAAUUUGAUCCCCAACUGGUCGAUCACCAUGAAAUUCAGCUGUCCACAUUGCUCAGGACGUGGCACACCGAGCUUGGAAUGUUGGCUGGUCUCACGGACCCUGAGGACCUGCUUCUUUUACAUGUAGAUCGCAUGAUACAUGCUCCUGAUGGCACAGUCGUCAAGUGCCAAGCAGCCCUCAGGUUUGGAUGGGAGGUACAGAUACCAGUGCUGGGGCCCCAUGCAUGCACAUGGAUGCCAUACACAGUGAUUGCCUGCAUCGCUCAUCUGGGAGGUGCACACAACGGUCACUACCAGGCCCUCCUGCGUACCUAUCCAGAGGUUUCGGAUUUGGCCAGCCCCUCAAUGUGGAUGCUUUGCGAUGAUGGGCACUCUCCACAACGCAUCCUGAACGUGCCUGAGAUUUUUGCACAGGGCAUCACGUGCCUAUGGCUGUGCCAGACGAGCAAGGCCGACUUUCAUCGAUUGGCGCCGGGCCGUGACACAGCUGGCAUCGACGACACUGAUCUCUUGGCCCUUUUGGCCACACAGCCAGAUCCUGAGCCGUGA
Messenger RNA from Cladocopium goreaui, 4122 nucleotides. The record is from the annotation of a GenBank genome assembly. NCBI's taxonomy places the organism in Eukaryota, Dinophyceae, Suessiales, Symbiodiniaceae.